GUCACUGAUCUCACGGAUUACAAUCAUGAAGCAACUAUUUAUUUCCACAUUUUUCCUUAGUAUUGGUUUUGAUUUAAAUUCUAUCAUUCUUAUUCAAACUGCAAAUACGGAUUUAGUAAAACAAGAUUUAGCUCAAGUCGACCGGGAUGUAGUUGACAAAGAUUUAGUUCCGAUCGCUCCCGUAGGUGACAUCCCUGAAAGAGAAUUAACUCCGAUUGCUCCAGCCCCUCCAAUUGACGAUACAUUAGUACGACCAACUGAAUCCUGGGGAACUUGGGGUACAUGGUCUUCAUGUACAAGCACUUGCGGCAGUGGCUCACGAACAGCUACUAGAACAUGCCUAACUUCAACAUGCUCCCAAGGAUCAUCAAAACGAUCUGAAACCUGCAACGCGAACUCAUGUCCAGUAAAUGGUGGAUGGUCUGCUUGGAGUGAUUGGGGAAGCUGUAGUGUCACAUGUGGAGCUGGGACUAGAGGAAGAACAAGACAAUGUAAUAAUCCUAGUCCUUCAGAAGGGGGUUCUGAAUGUUCUGGUUCAGGGGGGGAUUCCGAAGAGUGUACUUUGAGAGCCUGUCCCAUAAAUGGUGGAUGGUCUGCUUGGAGUAACUGGGGAAGUUGCAGUGUCACAUGUGGAGCUGGGACAAGAGGAAGAACAAGACAAUGUAAUAAUCCUAGUCCUUCAGAAGGGGGUUCUGAAUGUUCUGGUUCAGGGGGGGAUUCCGAAGAGUGUACUUUGAGAGCCUGUCCCAUAAAUGGUGGAUGGUCUGCUUGGAGUAACUGGGGAAGUUGCAGUGUCACAUGUGGAGCUGGGACAAGAGGAAGAACAAGACAAUGUAAUAAUCCUAGUCCUUCAGAAGGGGGUUCUGAAUGUUCCGGUUCAGGCGGGGAUUCUGAAGAGUGUACUUUGAGAGCCUGUCCCAUAAAUGGUGGAUGGUCUGCUUGGAGUAACUGGGGAAGUUGUAGUGUAACAUGUGGAACUGGGACAAGAGGAAGAACAAGACAAUGUAAUAAUCCUAGUCCUUCAGAAGGGGGUUCUGAAUGUUCCGGUUCAGGUGGGAACUCUGAAGAGUGUACUUUAAGUGCCUGUCCCAUAAAUGGUGGAUGGUCUGCUUGGAGUAACUGGGGAAGUUGCAGUGUCACAUGUGGAGCUGGGACUAGAGGAAGAACAAGACAAUGUAAUAAUCCUAGUCCUUCAGAAGGGGGUUCUGAAUGUUCCGGUUCAGGCGGGGAUUCUGAAGAGUGUACUAUGAGUGCCUGUCCCACAAGUGGGGGAUGGUCUGCGUGGGGUGUUUGGGAAAGUUGUAGUGCAACAUGUGGAAGUGGGAUAAAAAUCUCCAGAAGAGUCUGCACAAAUUCUGGAGACCCUUGUGAAGGUGACGGGAUACGAUAUGAAAAUUGCCUAUUAAGAAACUGUGGUAAGUUGUAUUUAGUGGCUUAAUAUUUGAAAAAUAAGAAUCAUUCUUAAAAUGGAAGUCUCAUUGUAAUUAAAAGUAACAGUCACAAGCACUUAUAUAAAACUGUAUACAACACAUUCUAACAACUUAUAAUUCUUAACAAUUCAUUCAAUACUCGUAAGUUGUUUGGCUUUUUUAGAAAAGCAACUAUAUAGGUUAGAAAAACACUGUGUCAUGCUGCUUGAACAGUUCAAGUAAAUAACUAUGUUUUACAACUUUCCUCCAUUUACAAUGCUAAACAGAGAUGAUCGACAUAUUCUUUAUUUUUGAAGAGAUCAAUACUAAGAGUGGUUCAACGAUCGAGUGGAAAAUUUUUAGUUUCGCUACUGCAAGAUAAUAUGAUUAUGAGAAAAGAAAACUAUAGAAAUUAUUGAAAGGCAGAGAUGAAGUGAAAUGAAAGGAUAAUCUAUUUGGAUAAAGAUAUUUUUAAUGAAAAGUUUUUAAAAGCUUUGCAAUUGUUUUCUUAAAAAAGAUAUCAUAAUUGAUAAAAUUCUGUCUAUAAUUUCAAUACUUAGAUAUUUGGCUAAGUAGUUGGUACAAGGCGAUCGAACUUAUGUACAAGGAACUAAUAGUUUAUAUCAUUAUGAAAAUAUUUCAAUAUAUCUAUUUUAUAGCAUUUGUUUGAAAAGUGUGAUUUCUUCACACACUUUUCAUUUGAGAUUUAAUUAACCUUUGAACUUAUACUGCAAAAUUUUAUCCUGCAUUGUACACAUUUGCGUAUGUCAUCUCCGCUGACAUUGAAGGCGACAUAAAUAUUGAUGGAAGUGUCUGUUUUUCAUAAAUAGCUAAUGGAAGUACUUGAAGAGCUCUGGAUAAAUUGAACUCAGAUAUACUAUACAUUAUCAAUAAACGCAUUUCACGCCAUGUGCUUAUGUUUUAUAUUAUUUGUGUAUAAAUCUAAGAGAUUAACUACUGAACCCAUAUAAUAAGAACAAUACAAUAAAUUCAAUAAAACAUUGAAUGAACAGUUCGAAGAUAUGCCAUAAACGAUUCAUACUUUCUUAAAGUAAACAUUCUGUUGAGUGCUAACUAUUCAUGAUUUAUUGCGUUUUACUAUAUAGUUCAUUGAGAAUCAUUUGAAUAUGAAAAGACGAAACUGGUAGAUCAUUUUCUUUGCGAUAAACUGGGCAUUGUUUUGUUUCAUCUGGACAUACGGACCUGAAUAUCUAAUCAUUGAUUUAUAUAUCAAUUCGAUGUUUCUGCCGACAACUAUAACUUGUUUUUCAUUUUCAAGAGCUACAAUUGAAGUUGGGAAAGGACCUUAGUAUCUCAUAGACUAGUUUGAAAGCUCCUACAGCUUGUCUAUCAAAUAUUUCUGUUUGAUGGUGUGAAUGAAUGCUAUUUGUGUUAAAGUUCUAUAAAAGACCUAAAGCUUACUAAAUACUACAUAACUUUUCCACAGGUGAAUCAAAGUCAAAUAAAUCCAUUGCAGCCGACAUAAAACGUUACGUAAUUCUAGAUUAGGCCUAUAUCCGAAAAAAUGACUUUAGGUCCUUCGAAAACUUGGAAAACGACUUCUCUCAGCAUUACGUCAAUGUUGAAGCCAACUUUUGAGAAUAUUAAAAUAAAUCUGAUUGGUUAUUCAAAUCCCUACUCCAUCGUUCAAUCAGAUUCUUUUGAGAGCAAGCCUAUUUUGCAGGGUUGUGAGUAUUGGCUUCUCCUUGAUACAACACAACUAUAACUAUGGAAUGAUAAAGAAAUGUGGGAGCGUUCUGAUUACAAUUACUUUCGGACAUGGUAUUCUGUUCGGCAGACGACCAAUCAUUAAUUCUGGUUGCUUCCCAAGCUGACAUGGUUAAACCCCAUGGUCUUUUGGUCAUUUGAUAAAUAAGUUUAGCAUAGAGCCAACAAAUGGUCGAGAAGGUUUCGAUGUUGGCUGAAGCGACACAAAUAAUAAUUACAGCCCUUUUCUAAUAAAAGCAAUUAUUCUGUUUACAUCUUGUACGUCUAACUCUUUUUUUAUGUAUUGAACAGUAUCAAAUUGCUUCUUGUUGGAAAACCUUCUAGCCACAUCAAUAGUCCUAAUUUUCUUGGAAAUUUUACACUUGAACUAAUUCCUUGCCAGGAUCGAUGAUCUUAAGAAAAUAAGCAAACAGAUCACUUCCAAUCCAACAUCGCUGAAAACUAUAUUAUGUAGUUGGCUAACAUUCUUGCUCUUUCUCCUGCUUCUCUGUCCAUUAUCAUUUCUUUCCAUUCAGUUUCAUCGUUCUGUUCUCUAUUCCUCUCCUCCACUUUCUCUAUCAUUGUCUUUAACAUAACAGUUUUUUUAUAUCAUUUCUUAAAUAAAUAUCUUAUCACUUGUGAAAGUGCAGUUGUUUAUUAAAAUGUUACUUUAAAAAUUAGGAUAUUCGUACAUUAUGUUGGUACUUUAUCUGUUCAAUUGUACAAACUCUUGUAUUUAUAAUAAACCGUGUGAUAUAAUACAAUAACAUUCAACUUUAACCUUUACAAAAUGGCCUGUUUGAGUUUGUUGCUACUACAACUGCUUGACUCUGUAAAGUAAGCGCAAGCUCGACCAUGGCUGCAAGCGAUUCUUAAACCAUUUUUCAUUUUCAGGAAGCAACCUAAGUAUAGAUAUUUAAGCAUUAUAUUGUAUAUUUAAAUAUUUAAUUGGAAAUAAACCUGGUUGAAAACCACCAUUGUUGGGAUAAAAAUCAGCAUGACCAAGUGCUUUUAGGGUUCCAAAAUCUAUAAUUCCUCCAUCUUUACCAGCGGUGUGAAUUAUGUCAACGAAAUUGCCUCUUGUAGGAUUUAAACCUGCUUCAAUGUCGUAAUUCUCGAAAAGUGGUCCGGCAGGAUCUAAUCCGGUAAUUCUUGCAAAUUUCUGCUUUUUACCAGCAUGACCGCAAGUAUGUGCACCUAAACUGUGUCCAACACACCACAUUCUUGAGAGAGAGGAUCCGCCAUUGAUAAUCAAAUUUUCGGCAGUUACUCCAAUUUCGGCACCAACAACUCUGGUGUUAGAAGCAGCCCAUGGGUAAUCUAUAGUUUCUGCUCCUCCACCCCAUCCAGUAACAAUUACGUUAACAUCUUCCCUAAUCAAGAAAGCAUUUUUCAUUUCAAUUAUCCAAUCUACAUUCUCAUUAUUAUUGAAGCCGUGAACGAGGAAAACAGUUCUCUUCACUCCUCUAUACAAUGACCUAAAGAUGGCAGACAAAUACAGUAUGUUAAAGUUUAUUCUUAGAGUAUAAGUUGCCAAGAGGAUAGAAAACUUACGGAAUGCCGUUUCUAUAAACCCUUUGUGGGCUAUUUCUAUUAGAUCUUGUAUACAAAUUAAAUAUGGGUGAAAUAACAUCAGGGCAACUAGGUAAAGGAAGGUGAUCAAAAGGACGGUUGUCGCUAAAACAUCCUAAUCCUGAGCAGCAUAUUUCUGCAGACCUAAGGACCAAAAAUCAGAAAAACAAUCCCACUAGCUCGUUAGGAAAAAUUCAACUACUUACUCAGAAUAACCAAUGAAAAGUACAGAGAAAAGGUAUCUUCUUUAUAAAGAAGCAGAAGCGGUGAGAAUAACAAUAUGUUAAACGUGAAAGUAUAAAGAUAAAUGACUAAAUAAAAGAGGGUUAAAUGAAAUAUUUUGAUAUUUUUAUAAUAAGGUUAACAACAAAAUUAUCUAAAAAGAAU
Molecule: messenger RNA, 5075 nt
Organism: Dimorphilus gyrociliatus
Lineage: Eukaryota; Metazoa; Annelida; Polychaeta; Dinophilidae
Source: the annotation of a GenBank genome assembly